GCUCCCCCCUUUCCCUCUGCUCCCCACUCCCGUGCGACCGCUGGUUGUGGUUGGUGUGGUGGCUGCUGCGCGCAUCAUCAGACGAGGAGGAGACGCUCGAGCCUCCCUCGCCCACCAACCACAUCACAGCGCGCGACGCACAGAUUUGAUUGAGAGAGAAUGGCGGCGCCGUCGUCCCUCGCCUCCUCCCACCUCUCCCGCCUCGCCGCCGCCGGCGCCCCGGCCCCGCAGCCCCACCACCAGAACCACCAGCUCCGCCUCGGCUGCUCCCGCCGCCGCGCGCAGCGCCUCGUCGCCAUGGCCGGAUCCGGAAAGUUCUUCGUCGGAGGCAACUGGAAGUGCAAUGGAACAAAGGAAUCCAUUAGCAAGCUUGUCUCUGAUUUGAAUGCUGCCACACUCGAAAGCGAUGUAGAUGUUGUGGUAGCACCGCCAUUCAUCUAUAUCGACCAGGUCAAGAGUUCACUAACUGACCGUAUUGAGGUGUCUGCUCAAAACACAUGGAUUGGAAAAGGAGGAGCUUUCACUGGAGAGAUCAGUGCGGAGCAGUUGGUGGACAUUGGCUGCCAAUGGGUUAUUCUUGGUCACUCUGAGCGCAGACAUGUUAUCGGUGAAGAUGAUCAGUUUAUUGGGAAGAAGGCUGCAUAUGCCUUGAGUCAAAAUCUUAAGGUUAUGGCAUGCAUAGGGGAACUGUUGGAAGAGAGGGAGGCUGGGAAAACUUUUGAUGUCUGUUUUAAGCAGAUGAAGGCUUUUGCAGAUAAUAUUACGGACUGGAAAAACGUUGUUAUUGCGUACGAGCCUGUGUGGGCUAUUGGAACCGGAAAGGUUGCUUCUCCUGAGCAAGCUCAAGAAGUUCAUGCCGCUGUUCGUGAUUGGUUAAAAACCAAUGUAUCAGCUGAUGUUGCUUCGACCGUUCGAAUUAUCUAUGGAGGUUCUGUAAACGCAGCAAAUUGUGCUGAGCUAGCAAAGAAGGAAGAUAUCGAUGGCUUCCUUGUUGGUGGUGCCUCUUUGAAGGGUCCUGACUUUGCCACCAUCUGCAACUCGGUGACUUCCAAGAAAGUUACAGCCUGAUGUAGACCACCACCUCCAUGGUACUCCCUCCGUUCCUAAAUAUAGGACUUUUUAGAGAUUUCACUAUAGACUAGAUACGGAGCAAAAUGAAUGAAUCUACAUCCUAAAAUAUGAACACAUGCAUCCGUGUGUAGUUCAUAGUGGAAUCUCUAAAAAGGUCUUAUAUUUAGGAAUGGUGGGAGUAGAAAAUAAGUGAUCAGAGAGAAGCAGCUUGGCUAGUGCGUCAGAAAGUGUGAGAUAGGUGCUCCGUGUGAACCGAAUCGUGUUGAGUUGUGGUCUGGCUGGUUGUGCCGAUCCGUACCACAGAGGAAUAAUGCGACAUGGCACCAUUUUCCUUCUCAUGGACCGUUUGUACGGGAGUUUGCUUGUUACAAGUGAGACAAAGAGUGAGCCGUCGUCACCUUCACGCCUGAAUUAAUGCGUGCUGAUGCCUGUGGAA
Molecule: messenger RNA, 1507 nt
Organism: Hordeum vulgare subsp. vulgare (domesticated barley)
Lineage: Eukaryota; Viridiplantae; Streptophyta; Magnoliopsida; Poales; Poaceae
Product: triosephosphate isomerase, chloroplastic
Exons: 9
Coding region: 160-1068 (302 amino acids)
Biological process (GO): glycerol catabolic process; gluconeogenesis; glyceraldehyde-3-phosphate biosynthetic process
Cellular component (GO): cytosol
Molecular function (GO): triose-phosphate isomerase activity
Source: RefSeq, a predicted model, not a curated record